AUGGAGAUCUUCAUCAUCACCACUGUAGAGACGGAUUCCUUUUUUCAAUAUAGUGAUUCUCUUUUUAGAGGUAUCAAUAUGGUCCACCCUGAAAGGAGCCAGUACUAUGAUCAGGUGAACCACUUCCUCCUCGCCCUGGCUGUUGGUACCCUGGCUGGAGACGCCUUGAUUCAUCUUCUGCCGCAUGCCAUCAGCAUGGAAGCACCCCGAGGUAGCAACCCUACCCUCUUGCAUUCCUUCUACGGCUUCACUGCCCUUGGUGGCAUCGUCAUCUUCCUGUUCCUGGAGCGCUGUCACAACCUCUUCUGUGGACACGGCCAUGGCCAUGGGCAUAGUCAUGGCUUGGGGCUUGAUCUCAGCAAGAGUAAGGAGGACAUAGACAAAGAAACAGUUGGUACAACUACAACUCUUGAAGAUUCGGCCAGUCAGAUAACAGACAAGAUUGGAGAGAAGUUAUCAAAACAUUCCAAACACAAUUCCUUUAUCUAUGCAGAAAGUACCAUGACACUAGAAGCCCAGAACUGUUUUGAGGGUUGCAGCUCAAAUGUGAGUCCAAGUAGUGAUGCCAAUGGAAACAACGGUCCGAACAGAAGCCGAUUCGGAGAUGACCAACAGCCAACCCUUCCUGAGAAGCAGGGCCUGGUCUCAUCAGGUGACAGGGAUUCUGAGGUGGCAUCCAUUGACAAACACGUGGCAAUGUGCGCAGAGAAGGAGAAGUUAGCUUGCAGUGCAUCAGAAAAGGAGAGCCUGGUCACGACACCAGCUGAUAAGUCAGAGAUAGGAAGAGAACUCUCCCUAAUUCUGGACACCCCAUCAUCUGGGAGGCCAAAAGUCCUUCGACAAAACAGCUCCAGCUUCAACAUGGUCUUACAGGAAUACCAUGUUGGCCAUCAUGGUCAUUCUCACCAUGGCCAUUCUCAUGUGACAGGUCGAAAAGAUUCUCUCCGAGCUAUGAUCUUAGUAGGUGAUGCAAUGCACACGUUCCUAGAUGGCAUGGCAAUUGGGGCAGCUUUCGGAACUAGUGUGACAGGGGGCGUGGCAACCUCUAUUGCAGUUUUAUGCCAUGAACUGCCACACAAAGUUGGGGACUUCGCACUACUCUUUGAGAUGGGAAUGCACCUACAACAAGCGAUAAAGAUGAUGGCCCUCCUGUGGGUGCUGAGUUUGGCUGGCCUUCUCUUAGGGGUUAUGCUGGGUUCCAUCCCAACUGCGUCGCCUUGGAUCUAUUCUUUCACGGCUGGAGUAUUUAUCUACCUGGCGCUUGUGGAUCUGCUUUCAGAGUUAUCAGUGCAGAGAGGGGAGAAGUUUGGUGUGGCAGGCCAAUUGCUCCUCCAAGGACUAGGCAUGCUCACAGGUGCCGUCAUCAUGCUUAUUAUCGCCAUCUACGAGCAUGAUUUGGAGGACCUUCUCAGGGGCUCCUUCUAAAGGCACACUGCAAUUAUGCAGCUAGUGUGGUGCAUAGACAUCACAUGAUGCAUCUUCCACAAAGUUUUUUGGAAUAAGAAAAGGAAAAGGUCUUACUUUUUGUUCUUUGCUUUUAUGCGUGGUUGUACUGGCAUUGGCAAAUGUGCUUGUGAGGUGUGAUAUUUAUUAAUUGACUCACAGCGUUCAGAUCGAUGUCUGGUGUGGUGAAGUUUGCGUGGAGAUUGUCUAAGCUUUCAAACAUGACAAUAGUAAGUGUACAAUAAACACUAAACAAAAAGAAGGAUAAGGUUGUAUUUCUUUAAUGACUUAAGAAUUACCAGAUAAGGAAUUUUUUAAAGAUACUAUUGUGAUAUAAACCCAGUGACUGCACAAAACUAAACCCACAUAAAGUGAGCCUAGCAAAAACUCAUCUUGACUAAUUCCAAGUGAGGAAACUAUGUUGGAUCCAAGGCUUUCAAGUCAGAAUCCAAACAGCUGGCAGAUGCAAAAGUCUAUAGAUACAUGCUAAGCUUUUGUUUUAAGAUAAAGUGAGUGCAAUCUGUUCUGUGUGAAAAAAACAACACUAAUGCAGCUCUUCCUGGAUUAUGAAAAGUGACUGUUCAUCUUUGCUUAAAUUUUUGAUGUGGCUUUUCAUUUAGGUGAAUAUGUAAGGACAGACUUUAUAAAGCCAUACAUAGUUUAAAUGUGUAGAAUAUGGAGAUCUUCAUCAUCACACUGUAGAGACGGAUUCCUUUUUUCAAUAUAGUGAUUCUCUUUUUAGAGGUGGGAGGGUGGGCUACAGUUUAUAGAUACAGUUUAUAGAGCUUUAGGGGGUUGGGGGAUGGGCGAAUGGUGUGAAAAAACAACAAAAAAACUUGCCUUACAGUAACCGCAGUCUGAAGUGUCAUGGAAUUGGCAUGACGAGUUCCUAUGGUUCUGCUCAUUUUUUUUUCUCUCUCCAUAUUUUUUUCUCUCUUCAAUGUACACUGGGCUUUUUGUCUGGGAAAUAGCUAAAAGACAUCAGACUAAUGAUAAAAAAGGAUAAAAUAACAUGUAUACUGAUUAAACAAAGCCUACAAUGCCAUGGAAUG
Molecule: messenger RNA, 2495 nt
Organism: Penaeus vannamei (Pacific white shrimp)
Lineage: Eukaryota; Metazoa; Arthropoda; Malacostraca; Decapoda; Penaeidae
Source: RefSeq, a predicted model, not a curated record